AUGUCCUGGCAAGCAUACACAGACAAUCUCACAGCUACUGGCAAGAUUGAUAAGGCAGCGUUAUACUCGAGGGCAGGAGACUCGUUGUGGGCGCAAUCGGGCGGUUUCCAGCUCGAGGCAAACGAAAUUGCCGAGAUCGCUGGUGCUUUUGAUGACCCUUCUUCAUUACAAACUUCGGGGUUGCACCUCCAGAAACAAAAGUACUUUUUGUUGAGGGCGGACGAACGGUCGAUUUACGGAAAACUCCAGGAAGAAGGUGUGGUGGCCGUCAGAACCAAACAGGCGAUUUUGCUUGCACAUUAUCCUCGUGGUGUGGAGCCUGGGUCGGCCACGACUGUAGUAGAGAAGUUGGCGGACUACUUGAUUAGUGUUAACUAUUAA
Meyerozyma guilliermondii ATCC 6260 is the source of this 381-nucleotide messenger RNA. It is a transcript of the gene PFY1, whose product is annotated as profilin. Gene Ontology annotation, molecular function: actin monomer binding. Bases 1 to 381 code for a protein of 126 amino acids. Gene Ontology annotation, cellular component: cell cortex. NCBI's taxonomy places the organism in Eukaryota, Fungi, Ascomycota, Pichiomycetes, Serinales, Debaryomycetaceae. The transcript has a single exon. The record is from RefSeq and is a predicted model, not a curated record.